Hibiscus syriacus is the source of this 819-nucleotide messenger RNA. RefSeq lists its product as uncharacterized. The transcript is spliced from 2 exons. The record is from RefSeq and is a predicted model, not a curated record. Bases 57 to 677 code for a protein of 206 amino acids. Lineage: Eukaryota; Viridiplantae; Streptophyta; Magnoliopsida; Malvales; Malvaceae.
CCUCUGCUUUGUUUCAGACAAAACUCCCCAUCUCAAUAUCUCAUCAGCAUCAAUCAAUGGCAUCUUCAAAGAUUUCUCUUUUAUUCCCGUUCUUCCUUUCCAUCAUCUUCAUCAGCUCCCCUUUCUUCUGUGAAGCUGAUGAGGAGGAUGAUCUUCUUAAAGGCAUCAACGCUUAUCGUGCUUCAUUAAACUUGACUACCCUAACGAAAAACGAUAACGCCGAGUGCCUUGCCGAUAAACUAGCCGAUGGAUUCAAGAACCAACCUUGCACAAACUCCACCGGUGCCAACACGGUUCCAGGCACCGAACCACAGUUUCCCAACUACCCAAACCUUUUAGCCAAAUGCCAUUUGAAUGCCUCAGUCACAAGGGAUGGCGCAGUAAUGCCUGCUUGCGUCCCGAACCUAAUUCCAAGCCUUGUGCUCACUAACUUUACGCAGUCUCAAUACUCCGACAAUCUCAACGAAACCAAGUAUACAGGAAUCGGGAUCGGUUCAGAUGGAGACUGGAUCGUCGUUGUCCUGACAACCAGCACAGCUGAAGGAAACUAUGCUACAGCCACUACUACCACCAGUGCGGCUAGUCCGAUUUCCAAGACGAGUGCAAUUUAUCACCUGCUAUUCCUCGUCGUGAUCGCUUCGUACUUUUUACGACCAGAAUCGAGUUUUCGUUGUUGAUUGGCAGAGGGUUACAAAUAAGUACACUUUCUUUGGUGUUUGUUAGGUGAUGGCAUUCAAAAUAUCAUUUUAGGAAGGACUACACAAAGAUCAUAUCGGUAAUGUUUCACUUUUUGUCUGUUGUUUAUAUUAGAAACUAUGU